Molecule: messenger RNA, 2376 nt
Organism: Aspergillus ibericus CBS 121593
Lineage: Eukaryota; Fungi; Ascomycota; Eurotiomycetes; Eurotiales; Aspergillaceae
Exons: 5
Coding region: 306-1904 (532 amino acids)
Source: RefSeq, a predicted model, not a curated record
CUCUUUUCUUGUCGCUUCCUUCCUCUUCCUCUUCUGCUCUUUUCUUCUCUCUUCCCAUAUUCAUUCUAAUCGUGACUGACCGUCCGGGUUCGUUUCUUUCCCACCCAACUUUUCCCCUUCAUUGUGAUACCCGAGCUCUUCUAGCUUUGCGCUGAGAGAGCUUUUGUUUCCUUCUGUUGAGAUACCCCUUAAGAGAUACCCUACUCGACCUGCGCCUUUAUUUCCGGAGCUUCGCCAGCUUCCCUAGCUCUCAUUUAAUCCAUCUCUACUGAUUAUAAUUACCCGCCUAAUCAUCAUCCGACACCAUGUCUGAAGCCCCCAAGCCCGUCGAGGAGACUCCCGCGGCCGCCCCCGCCGUGGCUCCUGUUACUGAAGCGCCCGCUGCCACCGAGACCCCGGCCACCGAGACGGCUGCCGUUGAGGCCCCCCAGGAGACUCCCGCUGAGACCACUGAGGCUGCUCCCGCCGCCGCUGAGGAGUCCAAGGCCGAUGCCCCCGCCGAGGAGCCUAAGGAGGAGGCUAAGCAGGAGGAGGUGACCCCCGCAUCGGAGGGCGUUCUGGGUUACAAGGCCCCCGGUCUCGUCAAGGGACUUCGUUUUGCCAAGCGCUUCUUCUACUUCAGCGAUGAUGCCGUCGAGGCUAAGCAGCUCUCUGCCUUCCACCAGAAUGAGAAGGCUGCCGUCGCCAACCCCAUUGCCGCCUGGGCUAGCCAGACCGGCAAGGGCCUUCUGUUCUUCACCAAGCGCGCCGAAGACAAGGCCACUCCCACCGGUAUCUUCAACCUGGCUGAGGUUUCCGACAUUGCUAAGGAGGGCUCCGUUGAGCUGCACUUCAAGGUUAACGGCCAGAAGCACACCUUCCAGGCCGCUAACGCUACCGAGCGUGACAGCUGGAUCGCCGCCCUCGAGGCCAAGUCUGCUGAGGCUAAGGCUGAGAAGGAGGCCGUCACCUCCAGCGAGGGUUACAAGGCUGAGCUUGAGAAGCUGAGCCCCGCUGCCGCUGAGCCCGCUAAGAAGGCUGAGCCCAAGGAGGAGGCUGCCCCCGCCGAGGACAAGAAGGAGGAGAAGGCUACUUCCAAGAGCCGCUCUCAGUCUCGCAAGAGGGCCAGCAUCUUCGGAACCCUGCUCGGCAAGAAGGAGGAGGCUAAGGAGGAGGCUGCUCCCGCUGAGGACAAGGAAGACAAGGCCGAGGAGGCCAAGCCCGCUGAGGCUGCCGCUGAGGCCCCCGCCGAGGCUUCUGCCGCUGCCGAGAGCGCUGAGCCCGCCGCCGCCGUCCCUGCUGAGGCUAGCGACAAGAAGGAAGAAAAGGAGGAGAAGAAGGAAGACAAGGAAGAGAAGAAGGCUGAGCACAAGUCCAAGCGCGCAUCUCUCUUCGGCAACUUUUUCCAGAAGGUUACCAGCCCCUCUCACGAGAAGUCGGAGAAGGAGGCCACUGCUCCCGCUGAGACCCCUGUUGCUAGCACUGCCCCUCAGUUGGACAACCCCGUUGAGGAGGCUGCUGUCAAGCCCAUCGAGCCCGAGAGCGUGACCGCUCCCGCUGAGGCUGAGGCUGCCAAGGACGCCACUCCCGCUCAGUCCCCUGUUGCGGAGACUCCCAAGGACAAGCGCCGCACCUCUUUCUUCGGCAACUUCGGCAAGAAGAAGGGUGACUCUGACAACGAGGGUGCCGAUGGCGAGCCCAAGCCCAAGGGCAACAAGCUCGGUGGUAUCUUCCGCAAGCCCAGCAAGGCCGUGAAGCCGGAGGUCAAGGAUACCGAGGCCGAGGCCAAGGCUGAGGCUCCCAAGGAGGCCACCGUCCCCGAGUCGCCCGCCGAGGAGGCCGCUCAGCCCGCUGAGGCUGCGGAGGAGGAGUCCAAGCCCGUCAACGUCGCCUCGACUUCCACUCCUGUCCAGGCUGCCGCAUGAAGCGCUUCCCGCAGAGAUGUGGAGUACGAGAAAUGGUGGGACCGACGGUAUUCGUAUCCUAACCCUUCAACACCUCGAUGAUCAGUCGUUUUAAAAAAUGGAAAAAUUGGAAAAGAAAAAAUAUAUCCAGGAAACAAACCCCAUGAUUGUUAUUUUUGCGCUUAAUUGAUGUCUCCACUGCCACCGUUUUGGUUUUCUUGUGCCAAGCAAGAUCGACCAGAUUGAGUGUCAAUGAUACCCUCUGCUGCUUUGGCGGUCAUUUCCGAGCCCUGAUGUCUAUGGCGCGUCUGGUGCUGCGUUCCAUUCGUUAUGAUAUGCGUUCCGCAAGGAUACCCAACUGGCCUUGUGUGUUCAUGUUGUGCGCCGUCCAAACUAGAUUGAUACCACUUGUCGCUGUUUAUUGUUCGUUUGUUUCUGUGAUAUUCUCAUGUUGCCGUUCGAUGCAUUUUGUCUUGAUACCCCUAUUGGGAGG